Messenger RNA from Eubalaena glacialis (North Atlantic right whale), 1996 nucleotides. RefSeq names its product exonuclease 5 (gene EXO5). Gene Ontology annotation, cellular component: nucleus. The transcript is spliced from 4 exons. Gene Ontology annotation, molecular function: single-stranded DNA 5'-3' DNA exonuclease activity. Gene Ontology annotation, biological process: interstrand cross-link repair. The record is from RefSeq and is a predicted model, not a curated record. Lineage: Eukaryota; Metazoa; Chordata; Mammalia; Artiodactyla; Balaenidae. Bases 507 to 1619 code for a protein of 370 amino acids.
AGGACCCUCCUCCGCCCCGCAGCGAGUGGGAUUCGCGUCUGAGCCGCAGACGCGCGAAGACUAAGCGGCGCAGCUGAGGCCUCCGGGAGGGGGCGGACCUUGGGCAGCCGCUGGGCAUUCUGGGCGUAGUGUCCAGGCGGCUUUUGUGCGAAGCGCGAAACCAGAGGUCCUCUCCCUGACUUGCACUUGCGCGUCCGGGGAAAGGGUCCGGGAGCGGUUCCGAGGCCGCGGCGGAGCCGGUGGAGUCCGGGGUUCUGAGGCAUAUCCCAGGGAGCAGGGAUUGGAUCAAGUAACUGCAUCCAGGGUAUGGGCAAAACGAAGAAGUCACGGAGAAUUUGCCCUCGGAGCGAGGCAAGCGUUACGUAGGAUCUGGGGUGGGCAACAGUCUGUGCAGUGUGGAUCAGAGAGGAGGAAACGCCGCAAUGUGAGGGACUGGUCAGCCUUGUCAUUUCAGCAUUCUGCCUUUCCUGUGAGGAGGAAGAUCAGCCAAGUCCCAGAGCUGUGCCAUGGCAGAGACUAGGGAAGAGGAGACGGUGUCAGCAGAGGCCUCAGGGUUCUCAGACUUGAGUGACUCAGAGCUUCUGGACCUGGAGGAUACACAAGAGUCAAGUACUUCGCCUAACAAGCCUGGCCCUUCUUCUGAACUCCCUGGGAAGGAUGGCAAGCUCAUAAGCUUACCAAAGGGGAAAAGAGGAUUGGAUGUCUCGUCACCUAUGGAACGAUUCCAUCUUAAAUAUUUGUAUGUCACUGACCUGUCUACUCAGAACUGGUGCGAACAGCAAAUGGUAUAUGGGAAGGAGCUUCCUGGUUUCUUGACACCUGAGAAGUCAGCUGUUUUGGACACUGGUGCCAGCAUCCACCUAGCUAGAGAACUAGAAGUUCAUGAUCUUGUGACUGUCCCCAUCACCUCUAAAGAAGAUGCUUGGGCAGUUAAGUUUCUGAACAUAUUAUCAAUGAUUCCUACCCUGCAGUCAGAAGGGCGCAUCAGAGAGUUUCCAGUGUUUGGAGAAGUGGAGGGUGUGCUCCUUGUUGGAGUGAUUGAUGAGCUGCACUAUACAGCCAGGGGGGAACUGGAACUGGCUGAACUCAAGACACGCAGGCGCCCUGUGCUCCCUCCGGACGCUCAGAAAAUAAAAGACUGUUUUCAGGUCAGCCUGUACAAAUAUAUCUUUGAUGCCAUGGUACAAGGGAAAGUGACCACUGCUAGCCUAAUCCACCACACAAAAUUGCAUCCAGAAAAGCCACUGGGACCUUCAGUGCUGAGGCAUGCCCGGCAGGGAGGCUUCUCUGUGAAGUCCUUGGGUGACCUCAUGGAGCUGGUCUUCUUGUCUCUAACACUGUCUGACCUCCCAGUUAUUGAUAUCCUGAAGAUUGAGUAUAUCCACCAAGAGACUGCCACUGUGCUGGGUACAGAGAUAGUGGCCUUUGAAGAGACGGAGGUGAGAAACAAAGUGCAGCACUACAUGGCCUACUGGGUGGGCCACCGAGAGCCUCAAGGGGUUGAUGUGGAGGAGGCUUGGAAAUGCCGGACAUGCAACUAUGCAGAUAUCUGUGAGUGGAGGAAGAGCGGUGGGUUGCCCAACUCCAUGCUAGAGCCGCAAGCCAAAAAAGCCAAAUGAACGGAAGAUAGACUUUCAGGAACUUUGAUCUUUCCUGCUCCUAAUGUACUCAGCAGAGUGAAAGAGGACCAGUCUCUGAGCUCGACUUCCAUGGAGAGUGUUCUUAUUUUGGUUCUUUUCAUAUUUCCUCAGCCUCUUACCACACAAAUCCAGGACCAAGGCUCAGGGGUGAGUGGGAGAGAUCUGGGAUUAUACUGUCCCUGGAGCUUCGCCAUAGAUUGCCAAGAAGACAGAUGCUUAUCAUGGCUGGAGCAAGGUAUCCUUCAGCAAUCAUUGCUUUCCUAAGAAGAUUCUUCAGUUUCUUUUAAGUCUCUUCCCUAUUUUUUCUCAAUCAGGGUUUCUACAUUUUAUAUAAUGAAAUAAAAUGAAACACUGUC